Racocetra fulgida is the source of this 301-nucleotide messenger RNA. The record is from the annotation of a GenBank genome assembly. NCBI's taxonomy places the organism in Eukaryota, Fungi, Glomeromycota, Glomeromycetes, Diversisporales, Gigasporaceae.
AAAUUAAUUCACAACAUGCCAUAGCUAGUGCAAUGAAAGUAAAAUUUAUAUCAUAUUGGGCUUAUCUAAAUGAAUCUUCAACAAUUUCGGACCUUCUUGAUCCUUGCAAUAAACUUUCGACCUUUGAUGUUUAUGAAUGUAAACAAGCUAUCAAUAAACUUUAUGAAUUGCACAUAAAAUUUAGACCAACCGAAGAAAAUCAACUAUUUUUACCUUCUACUACUACUAAAUCAACAUAUACACUUUUUCGUAAACUUAACCAAAGUCGCCAGGCUGACUUGAAUCAAUAUAAAAUUAACAA